Molecule: messenger RNA, 903 nt
Organism: Phytophthora infestans T30-4
Lineage: Eukaryota; Oomycota; Peronosporomycetes; Peronosporales; Peronosporaceae
Exons: 3
Coding region: 1-903 (300 amino acids)
Source: RefSeq, a predicted model, not a curated record
AUGGGGCAAAACCUCAAGGCGGGACUGGCGUCGCACGAGCUCGGAAUUGCAAACUUCGGGCAAAGCGAUCGACGUUUCGACAGCGCUGAGAAUCAAAAGUUUGGUCGCUCUGUGAAGCGUGAAAAUACGCAAACAUCACACUUCAUGGUGAAGCAAUUCUGCAAACGCUUACGUAUGUUAGUACCGGAAUGGGACGGAGUGAUUCAAACGGUGGCAUUUUUAACACUUGCCUCUUCUCAACAAUCAACCUCCAGCAGCAUCAUGGUCAAGCUGAUAUCAGCCAUCGUCACGGCAAUGGCUGCAGUAGUGGUUAUCGCCCAAGACGCUUCCGAGUCGCGGUCUCUAGUGACCACGCACUCUGCGGGCGAUGAGCCGUCCCCACCCCACGAUUUCAGCCGGGACUUCGCUCCACCUGCCGGUAGUAAACAAGGUGAUAACCCCCACGGAGGACACCACCACCACCCACCUCAUUAUGCAGGAAGUGGUGAUCAACAAUUCAAUGGAAGCGACGAUGGCGGUCUACGCCGGAACAGCAGUGGAAGCUUUGGGGGUCGCUUCCCUCAUCCUCCAAAAGUCGGUGAAAUGCCGGGUCAUGGUGCGUUCCACAAGGAUAACGACACCGCUUUUGGCCACGAUGGCCAUCUUCGUGGUAACGGCAUGCCCAAAGAUAAAUUGGCGGGGAGAGACCUACACAACAAAACUUCAGGACACCACCACCCCGGCACGCCACCUCGUGGCAGUGAUGCUGGAUCGAGACAUGAUAAUGGUAGUGGUGGCUGGCAAUUUCCUCCUCCGCCGAAUGCCGGAGAAAAGCCUUCGACCCCACGCAACGGAAAGCCACCGAAAAAUGAGGGCACACCAGGUGACUACCCUCCACCAGGCACCAAUUCUGGAAGCGAAUAA